AUGGGUAAUAAUCUAUCAUUGCGGAGCAUCUUGGAUGCUAAUAAACUCACUGCCCCAAACUUCCUCGAUUGGUUUCGAAACCUCAAGAUCGUCUUGAAACAAGAAAAGAAAUCUUAUGUCCUUGACACUCAUAUUCCACCAGUCCUUGUUACCAAUGCUAGUGUUGAGGAUAAAGAGGCAUAUCAACGUCAUAAGGAUGACGAUGAUCAAGCAGCAUGUGUGAUGCUAGCCAGUAUGACCCUUGAGCUCCGAAAGCAACAUGAACACAUGGAUGUCCAAUCCAUGAUUCUUCACCUUAUAGAACUGUUCAAUAAGGAGGGGCGCAUUAAGAGAUAUGAGAUCUCUAAAGAACUAUUCCGAUGCAAGAUGGCAAAAGGUAGUUCUGUUAGACCCCAUGUGCUGAAGAUUGUUGGACUCAUCAAGAGACUUGGACAAUUGGGAUUAGCAAUGGAUCAUGAGUUAAGUAUAGACUUAGUUCUACAAUCUCUUCGUGACAGCUUUAGUCAGUUCAUGUUGAACUUCCAUAUGAAUCGAUUGGAAGCCACUCUUCUCCAACUUUUGAAUAUGCUAGACACGACAGAGAGGUCUAUCAAGAAAGAUAGGGAUCAUUGCUUCUUGUUUCUUCUUCCAAGGCUCAUACAAAGCAACAGAAGAAGAAAGCCCAAAAGGGAAAAAAGGUAA
This is a messenger RNA of Theobroma umbraticum, 681 nucleotides long. RefSeq lists its product as uncharacterized. NCBI's taxonomy places the organism in Eukaryota, Viridiplantae, Streptophyta, Magnoliopsida, Malvales, Malvaceae. The record is from RefSeq and is a predicted model, not a curated record.